Phalacrocorax carbo (great cormorant) is the source of this 1257-nucleotide messenger RNA. The record is from RefSeq and is a predicted model, not a curated record. Lineage: Eukaryota; Metazoa; Chordata; Aves; Suliformes; Phalacrocoracidae.
CACUCCGGCGGGACCAUCCUCGCAGGGCACCUUUGGGCGCUGCUACCAGCUGACGGAGGUGGCCAGCGGCAGGGUCUACGCGGUGAAGGUCAUCCCGCGAGCCCGGCUCGCCGUGGUGGGCUUCGGGGAGAGGGUGAGUCUGGGGGGGGCACACACAAGUCCCCAGGGAGGGGGGAUGAUGCCCACAGGGACCCUGCAGACCCCCACAGCCCCUGUGCUUGCUCCUUCUCCCUCCUUCCUGGGUCACUGGGUGGGUUCCCAUCCCUGUCCCCCCAAGGGUGAGUGCUGGGGCUCCCCCGAUCCAGAGGGUCCCCCGGGGGGGCUGCCGGGGUGGUGCCGAUGCAGGUGGAGCGGGAGCAAGAGCUGCACGGCCGCCUGCGCCACCGGCACAUCGUCCGCCUCCACGGGCACUUCGCCGACCGCAGCCACGUCUACCUGCUGCUGGAGUACUGCAGCCGGAGGUCCCUCGCCGACAUCCUGCGGGCCCGGGGGAGGCUGACGGAGCCGGAGGUGCGGUAUUACCUGCGGCAGAUCAUCUCAGGGCUGCGCUACCUCCACGGACGGGGCAUCGUCCACCGGGAUCUCAAGCUGAGCAACUUCUUGGUGACCGAGAAGAUGCAGGUGAAGAUCGGGGACCUGGGGCUGGCGCGGCAGGAGGCACCAGCCGGCCGGCGCUGGGGGGCGCUGUGUGGGACCCCCAGCUACCUGGCCCCGGAGGUGUUGGACCGCAAGGGGCACGGGGUGCCCUCAGACAUCUGGGCCCUGGGCUGCGCCAUGUACGCGGCGCUGACGGGCAGCCCACCGUUCGAGGCGGCUCACCGGCAGGAGCUGUACCGGCGCAUCCGGGCGGCGCAGUACCCGCUGCCCACCCACCUCUCGCCCCGUGCCCGGGCUCUCAUCGCCCGGCUGCUGGCCCCCGAGCCUGCGGAGCGGCCCAGCCUGCGGGACAUGCUGGAUCAUGGCUUCUUCACCCAGGGCUUCACACCGGACCGGCUGCCACCCCACGCCUGCCGCUCAGCUCCCGUCUUCGUGGGACAGGAUCCAGCGUGCAAACUGCUGCGGGGGGCUGCGGCGGCGCUGGCGAGGGGGUGGCCGUGCUGGGGGUCACCACCCUGCUGCCUCGGCCCGGCAGGGAGCGGGAGGCAACCAUCUCCCUGCCGCGAAGGAAGAGAUUCCUCGGCGGGACCUGAGCCAUGCAAAGAUCCGCUUAGGAAAAUCUUUAUUAGUGCUAGGAACCGUCUAAAAUCCAGUCAUUGA